This is a messenger RNA of Nerophis lumbriciformis (worm pipefish), 1725 nucleotides long. Lineage: Eukaryota; Metazoa; Chordata; Actinopteri; Syngnathiformes; Syngnathidae. The record is from RefSeq and is a predicted model, not a curated record.
AUGGUUGGAACUGCCCGUCCCAACCUCCAUUACUGCCCUUGCAGACAUAGACUGAUGAUCACCAUUGCCAUGGGAGCGGUGCGAGUCAACAGAUACAGCAUUGUUUCCACAGACGAAGAUGCCCUGAAGAUCUCAGCCUUGGGCCUCCACAAUGGCCACAGUCCGUUGACCCAGCAGAACCUGACGGCGUCGUGCACUGAGGCCGAGGACGAAGCAGCAGGAAAAUAUCCUGCGGGCCAAGAUGCCCGAGGUGCUCUGUCUCUGAGAGUGCCGGAUGACUCCGCGGGCCACAACAGCUGCAGGGCUUCGCCAUCAUGUCGACACAUCGGCAUCGACUUGAGUACAGGUCGACUCCGUAGCCGAUUCGUGAAAAAGAAUGGCCAGUGUAAUGUAGUGUUUGACAACAUGGAGGAUAAGCAACGUCGAUACCUGGCUGACAUUUUUACCACCUGUGUGGACAUACGUUGGCGAUACCUUUUGCUUAUCUUCACUGCCACUUUCCUUCUGUCCUGGUUGUUUUUUGGUUUGGUCUUCUGGGGAGUGGCACUGGCUCAUGGAGACUUUGAUCUUCACUUCCCUGCAAAGGAGGAAGACUCUCAGAGCAAAGCAGAGGACAAACAGGACAAAUGGCGGCCGUGCAUCCUGCACAUCCAGGGCUUUAUCGGGGCAUUCCUCUUCUCCAUAGAAACCCAAACUACCAUUGGAUAUGGUUUCCGCUGUGUCACCGAAGAGUGCCCUGUUGCCGUGGUGACCGUGGUGGUGCAGUCCAUCGUGGGCUGUAUCAUUGACUCCUUCAUGAUAGGCACCAUCAUGGCCAAGAUGGUACGGCCCAAGAAACGGGCUCAGACCUUGCUAUUCUCACAUCACGCUGUCAUCGCCUUGCGAGAUGGAAAGCUGUGCCUCAUGUGGCGCCUGGGGAACAUGCGGAAGAGCCACAUCGUGGAAGCACACGUGCGCGCUCAGCUCAUUAAGCCUAAAAUGACGGCAGAGGGCGAGUACCUCCCUUUGGAGCAGACGGACAUCGACGUCGGCUACGAUGACGGCCUGGACCGGUUGUUUCUCGUGUCACCACUUGUGGUGGUCCAUGAAAUCAACAAGACCAGUCCCCUGUAUGACCUGAGCAGCACUGACCUUCAAAAGGAAGACUUUGAGAUUGUGGUCAUCUUGGAGGGCAUGGUGGAGGCUACUGCGAUGACCACUCAGGCCCGUAGCUCCUAUUUGGCCAAGGAGAUCUUGUGGGGUCACCGAUUUGAACCGGUGGUCUUUGAGAAGGGAAACCGCUACCACGUAGACUACUCUCGCUUCCACAAGACAUACGAAGUGCCGACAACGCCACACUGCAGUGCCAGAGAGCUCAGUCAAAGAGAAGGUGAUGGGCGGCUUCCCUCGUCCUCCACCUCCAGUUUGUCACAAUCUCCGUCACCGUUUGUUCCAAGAGCGGCUCGCCAUCUAUUGGGGCUCCACUCACCCAGCGCUUUCUGUUACGAGAAUGAGGUCGCGCUUUGUUGCGGUGAGGAUGAAGAAGAUGGGGAGGCAGGCAGCCUGGGGGCCAAAAGUGAACGAGGAGCAAGUGUUCGAGAUGAGCUUUCGGCGGGCUUCAAGGAGACUUUUGUUAAGGAGCAGAUGGUGGAGAUGCUGUGUGUGCUGGACACUGAAAACCAGAUCAGUCUGGACAAAUUACAGCCUGGUCUACCUUUAUACAUAAGUCGGGAAUCUGGAGUGUGA